This is a messenger RNA of Tilletiaria anomala UBC 951, 720 nucleotides long. RefSeq lists its product as uncharacterized. The transcript has 4 exons. The record is from RefSeq and is a predicted model, not a curated record. Lineage: Eukaryota; Fungi; Basidiomycota; Exobasidiomycetes; Georgefischeriales; Tilletiariaceae. The coding region runs from base 1 to 720 and encodes 239 amino acids.
AUGCUCAGCGUACUCACCAUGAUGAGCCUGCUUCUCACAUCAACAAACUUGCUGCAGCUUCUCGCACUCUGCAACUUGCUUGAUCUCGCCUCUGAAACUGCUGCUGCCGCCGCCGUUGGGCCGCAGUACCUUGCAUAUCUCCCAAAGCGGCAGGCUGACGUAAGUGCCAGCGCGAUGGCGGCGCCAAACGUUACGAGUUCCGCAGGUGCUGCUCGCACCGUGACCGCGACGCUGUUCGUGCCCAGCCUUGGUGCCGACGGUCGCAUAGCGAGUGUCAGCUACUGGAACACGGGCAACAAUGGCACGACGGUGUACAAGGUGCUGUACACCAAUGCUGCCAGUCAAACUGCAACCGCCGUGCUGCUCGAGGAUUCGCGCGCGGCGCAGAUCAUCUCCGUGCAGCGCACACUAGCAGCAACAGCAGGGGACACGGUCGCAGCCGGCGCUAGCUGUGGCUUCGACGAUGGGUUCGGUGCGCAGGGCUACUGUGCGAACUACCAGGUCGUGUCCGGCAGCACCAGCACCUUCUUCACUGGCGGGACACGCAUCACUGCAGCAACGACCGUGACGAACACGCUCGGAACGCGCACAUCCAGCGCAAAACCCAGCGCCAGUGCCGGCGCAGACAACUCGGCGCCCACAGUGAUCCGAAAGAGCCUUGUGGCUGCCGCGGCUGGCUCCAUUGCUGCGCUGCUCGUGGCCAUGGACUGUUAUUUUUAG